This is a messenger RNA of Tremella mesenterica DSM 1558, 813 nucleotides long. RefSeq lists its product as uncharacterized. Lineage: Eukaryota; Fungi; Basidiomycota; Tremellomycetes; Tremellales; Tremellaceae. The record is from RefSeq and is a predicted model, not a curated record. The transcript has 5 exons. Gene Ontology annotation, molecular function: enoyl-CoA hydratase activity; delta(3)-delta(2)-enoyl-CoA isomerase activity. Gene Ontology annotation, cellular component: peroxisome. Gene Ontology annotation, biological process: fatty acid beta-oxidation. The coding region runs from base 1 to 813 and encodes 270 amino acids.
AUGUCCCUCGUAGAGCUCUCCCGACCAUAUGAAGCAGUAUGGCAACUAACUCUUUGUUCUCCACCCGAUAAUCGUCUCACCCCCGAGCUCCUAUCCUCUCUUUCUGAUCAUCUCGACACCAUAGAAAAAGAAUGGCGAUUGUCCGGAGGCGGAGAGAUGGACAUUAAGAAACGGAAAACGUUUCCUUCGGGUGGAGCUGGAGCGGUGGUGUUGACAAGUGGUCUGGAUAAGUUUUUCAGUAACGGUUUGGAUUUCGGGAAAGCUAUGAAGGUUGAUAAUUUUUUCGAAAAAAUAUUCGAUCCUGUCAUGUGGCGUCUUUUGACGUUCCCAUUGAUCACCAUAGCAGCUAUCACUGGGCAUGCUUUUGCGGGAGGAAUGAUCCUCGCUUUAUGCUGCGAUUACAGAGUGAUGACCUCUGGGAAAGGGUUAUUAUGUAUGAACGAAAUAACAUUCUCCUCCCCACUUCCCAACUCCUUCGCGGCUUUUUUACGAAUCCGCAUUCCUCACACUCCUCAUCUCCGCGAUACCCUCUUAGGCAGACGAUGGACUCAGCCCGAGGCGAAGGCCGCUGGUUUAAUAGAUGAGAUAGUUGACGAUUCAUCCGACUCAAAAGCAGUGGUCAAGCGGGCUAUAGAAAUUGGUGUGAGAGAAGGACCGAAAGUUGCUCCUGGUCCAUGGGGAAUGAUCAAGGCCGGGACAUACCAUCCAGUUUUUGAAGCUUCAGAAUCGUACAGAGCCGUUCUGUUUCCUCAUCAAGAGGCCAAAGCUUUCUUUGACAGAACAGGAAAGAAAGCGAAUAAAGCCAAAUUAUGA